Messenger RNA from Colletotrichum abscissum, 1014 nucleotides. RefSeq names its product gentisate 1,2-dioxygenase. NCBI's taxonomy places the organism in Eukaryota, Fungi, Ascomycota, Sordariomycetes, Glomerellales, Glomerellaceae. Gene Ontology annotation, molecular function: dioxygenase activity. Bases 1 to 1014 code for a protein of 337 amino acids. The transcript has 3 exons. The record is from RefSeq and is a predicted model, not a curated record.
AUGUCUUCAACGACCGUCACAGAAACUUCGCACCAAGCCGAGCCGGCUGAAGACCACACCGCAACGAUGUUGCGCGCCGCCGAGGCCAACCACACAAAGCCUUUGUGGCUGCAAAUGACCAAACUAAACCCCCCUCUGCCCAACCCACGGUGCACACCCCAUCUUUGGAAGUAUUCUGAAAUUCAACCCACUCUCUUGCAAGCGGGUCAGCUUGUUACCGAAAAGCAAGCUGAGCGUCGGGUGCUUAUGCUCGUCAACCCUUCCAGAGAUGCUCCAUUCACGACUGACACUCUUUACGCUGGGCUGCAACUGGUCAUGCCCAAUGAGACGGCACCAGCGCAUCGGCACACGGCUUUUGCUAUGCGCUUCAUCAUUGAGGGCAAUGGCGGCUUCACUGCCGUUCAUGGAAAGCGCAUCCAGAUGAACCGGGGAGAUGUAAUUUUGACCCCCACUUGGAAUUGGCAUGACCAUGGAAAGGAUGGGUCUGGCCCGAUGAUCUGGCUUGACGGCUUAGAUUUGCCCAACUUUACCCACUUCCCUGUUCAUUUCGUCGAGCAUUUCUCAUCUCCACGAUACCCAGCAGACAAUGUUGAUACAUCCCAGUCGCCCAUUGUCUUCCCAUGGAGUCGGAUGAAAGCAGCACUUGACGCCGAGGAAGGACAAUAUGCUACACAAAGUUAUCUCCGUGCAGAUGGAUCUGAAGUCAGCAAGGUUUUAGGUGGUCGUGCAGCCCGCUUGACCUCCGGUGCCAAGUCCUCUCUGGUUCAGGAGACCGCAUCAUCUGUUUAUCAUGUCGUCGAGGGAUCUGGGCGCUCUCGUAUCGGUGAUACAGAACUUGUUUGGAACAAGGGUGAUACCUUCUGCAUUCCAUCCUGGUAUCCUUACCAGCAUUUCGCGGACGAGGGUCUGAAGACAGAUGUAUACCUGUACCGUUUUGAUGACAUGCCUAUGCUGAAAAGUCUGGGAUUCUACCGCUCAGCUGACAUGGAUGUGGAACGUCUCGUGUCGAAGUGA